This is a messenger RNA of Pyrenophora tritici-repentis Pt-1C-BFP, 471 nucleotides long. The record is from RefSeq and is a predicted model, not a curated record. Lineage: Eukaryota; Fungi; Ascomycota; Dothideomycetes; Pleosporales; Pleosporaceae.
AUGUCCCUGACGGAUAAGGUCCUCGUUCACAUAGCACCAACAACAGCCUCUUGCGCUGGCGCAGAGUUCCUCGAGGAGUGCACAGAUGCGACGCAAGCAGCAAGAGCUAUCAACGCGGCCUUCGAAACGUAUGGAAUCUCCUCGCUCAGGGAAAGGGUUAGCUUAGUGGCCGACAUACUUUUCGAAUCGGGCAACUUCAAGUACAACAAGAACCACUAUCCAGGCAGGCCGGGGCAUGGCACAGGGAUGAUGGCGAUGCCCUCUUUUGUCAAGCCCUAUGCGGAAAGCGUCGCUGGUGCCGUCGCUGUCGCGAAGGCGGAAGCCGCCGGAGGGGACACGGGCCUGGACGCGCUUCUGGAGUUGGCCAACGGCAACGACGAGAAGAGUUUUAGGAUCGCGGCUUGGUUCCUCAGCACACAUAGUUACUCCGUCUACAUUUCCCAGUUCAGUGAUUUGCAGUUGGGGCCUUAG